CCUCACCCGCCGGUGGCCUGCACGGCGGUAGUGGUGGGGGUGCGGCGCUGGUGGGGGAGGCUCUGCGCAGCCGCCUGCGCGCCCACUGCCUGGGCCUGGCACGCAGGCUGCCGGCGGGAGGGGAGGCAGCGCCGGCGGCGAGGAGGGCGGCGACAGACGCGCUCCGCCUGGCCCUCCAGCUGCAACUGCCAGUCGAGGAGUUGUUGGAGGCUGUUAUGCCGCAGCAGGUAGCCGGGGCAGCAGCGGAAGCAGGAGCUGCAGUAGCAGGACAGGGAGCAGAUACCGCAGCAGCGGCAGCAGCCGCUGGCGCCGUGUUUUACGAGAACUUCAAGGCGAUCGUCAACCGCGCCUUCCUCUUCCACGCCGAC
This is a messenger RNA of Astrephomene gubernaculifera, 368 nucleotides long. Lineage: Eukaryota; Viridiplantae; Chlorophyta; Chlorophyceae; Chlamydomonadales; Astrephomenaceae. The record is from the annotation of a GenBank genome assembly.